This is a messenger RNA of Pseudozyma hubeiensis SY62, 501 nucleotides long. RefSeq names its product alcohol dehydrogenase. Bases 1 to 501 code for a protein of 166 amino acids. The record is from RefSeq and is a predicted model, not a curated record. The transcript has a single exon. Lineage: Eukaryota; Fungi; Basidiomycota; Ustilaginomycetes; Ustilaginales; Ustilaginaceae.
AUGAGGAUAGACCGGUCGCCGAACCGCCACAGCCAUCAGCGCAGUUUGAAGAAGAUAGUCGUUGUCACGGGAACGCUAGGCGACAAAGCGGUCGCAUCUACCAGCGGUGGUAGCGGUGGCUGCUUCAUAUGUCGUCGACAUCCAGUUGGGGAAUCUUUUUUGGUGUUGCAUCUGAAAACGUCGUCGAGCACGAUCACGGCAAAUGCGGGGAAAAGAAUAGGCGGUGCUGAAUGGAGGUACACUAAAAAUCGAAAUAUGCUUUCGGGCAAAACGUCGACUUUUCCGCCUAAUGGCCUGCGAGACCUUUUGGUCGUGAAGCUCUUGUCAAACUUAUGUGAUCUCACAUCCAUUGCAGAACCUCGAAUUUCCCACCUGUACCGAAGUUCUGACCUCUUCCAAAGUGAGACCGGGACCCUGAACCUCGGAAACAAGGCCGAGAGAGGCACUUUCGCGUCACGUCACGUCACGUCAAACGACGCGUUUCGAUCUCGCGUAAAUUAA